Molecule: messenger RNA, 1641 nt
Organism: Anthonomus grandis grandis
Lineage: Eukaryota; Metazoa; Arthropoda; Insecta; Coleoptera; Curculionidae
Product: 26S proteasome non-ATPase regulatory subunit 5
Exons: 6
Coding region: 90-1577 (495 amino acids)
Biological process (GO): proteasome assembly
Cellular component (GO): cytosol
Source: RefSeq, a predicted model, not a curated record
GAUUGUCAGAAUAGUGCUGUUUGUAAAUAAUGACUUGACAAAUUAAAUUUCAUCUUAAAGUUUAUUUUCAUAGUCGGUAUUUCUUUGCGAUGGCUUCUAGAGAGUGGUUUUCGGAUAAAAUAUCAGAUUUAACCCAGGAAAAUCAGAGAAUAUCUCUUUUAAGUGAGUUUAGAGACCAGUUUCAAUCAUUGCCACUUGACGAAGCACAAACUGUAGCUAAUAAUGUUCAGUUACCUUUAGUUUUUGAUUGCCUAAAUGAUAGCAACAAAGAGCAGGUAGAUUUAGCUUGUGAGGUCCUUUCUCUACUGUUGGGUAACCUACAACUAGGCAAAAGUACUGACCAAUAUGAGCCAGCAUUAGAAAGAGCCCUCACUCACCCUAAUCCUUCAGUAAAACUUAUGAUUCUGAAUGAAAUUGAGAGAUCUUUAAUCAGUGAAGAGACCUUAUGUCAGAUUUGUGAAAAAACAAGUUUGCUAAGAGGUAUUAUGAUGUGUAUAGGGGAUGAAGACUUAGCAGUGGCUAACAAAGCAUCUAGUUUAAUUAUUAAUAUUGGAAUCACAGUUCCUGGCUCUAAGAAGCUGAUUAGUAAUGAGUUAUUGAUACCAUUGCAGGAUCUUAUAAGUUUAAAUGAAGUAAUAAAAUUAAGAGUCUAUGAAGUAAUAAUAAACAUUUCAAAGAAAGCACCGUUUUGUCUUGAAAAUUUCACAAAGGUAGGACUAGUACCUAAAAUCCUGGCUGAACUAGAUAAUGAUGAUAUCUUACUAAAAAUGAACAUCAUUGAAAUAUUGUGCCAUCUUGCUGAGAAAGAACAUGGGUUUUUUUACUUGGACCAAAAUGGAGUUCUGGAUAAGAUAUUUGCAUUAACAAAUGACGAUGAUAUAACUAGUCAGUUAUGUAAACCAGGUGUUAUAAAAUUUUUUGGUAGAGUGGGCAUAAAAAAGCCUAGAGAAUUGGUUGCCAAGUACCCAGCAUUGCUUGACUAUUUAUAUUCCAACAUAGAAAGUAGUGAUCUUACUAUUGUUGGAGUAUCACUAGAUGCUAUUGGUCACAUUGGAUCAACACCAUUUGGCAAGAUUGCUUUGAGCUCUACAGGAGCUAAGAUUGAUGGAACAAUCAAAACAGUCUUUAAACUUCUGAGUUCCCUGCCAACUGAAACCCGAAUAAGAGCACUGAAUUGUUUACAAAAUCUCUUUCAUAGUGAGAGAUGCGACACUGUUCAGUUAUCAGAAAGAUGGUAUGGACUUUUGGGACCAGAUGCCACAGAUGUCAUAGUAAGAUAUGCAAAAAAUCCAUUUUCUGAGUUAAAGUUGGCAGGUUUGGGAAUCCUAAAAUCUUUAUCUGAACAACAUUGGGGUCAAGAAGUUAUUAAGAACACUCCGGGUUUGAUAGAAUUUCUGUUGGAUAGAAAUGUAGAAACUGAUAAAGACUGUAAAGAAGCAAAGUUUGACAUUGUUAGGAACUUAUCUCGCUCACAUGAAGUGUUUGAUAUUCACACACUGGAAAAGUUUCAGCAGUAUGUUAAGGAAGGGCCAUUUUAUGUGCAAGCUGUUACAGAGGUUGCUAUUGAAGGAAAUUAAAGCAUUUUUAGUUUAUAAAAUAUUGUAUUUAUUUAUAUGAAAUAAACAUGGGUUUUUUAAACUA